This is a messenger RNA of Clarias gariepinus (North African catfish), 3318 nucleotides long. It is a transcript of the gene ptpn9a, whose product is annotated as protein tyrosine phosphatase non-receptor type 9a. The record is from RefSeq and is a predicted model, not a curated record. The transcript has 13 exons. Bases 667 to 2379 code for a protein of 570 amino acids. Gene Ontology annotation, biological process: protein dephosphorylation. Lineage: Eukaryota; Metazoa; Chordata; Actinopteri; Siluriformes; Clariidae. Gene Ontology annotation, molecular function: protein tyrosine phosphatase activity.
UUUCCACAGUGCAGCUAAAAGCCAGAAAGCGACGAGAAGGAAUCCAGAUGUUGUCAGAAGUUUCUUAGUUUAAUGUAACGCAGAGAGAGAGAGAGAGAGAGAGGGUGUUUCCGGUUUCCGUGUUUACGCGUCCUGGAGCUGAAGUCGUACGAACACGAGGCAGUGCUAGUCUGACAUUAGCUUAGUUAGCUUAGCAAAUACGAAGCGGCUAGUUCAGCAGGAUUUAAAGGUGUCGCCAGAGAAACGGUGGCUGAUAAUAUAUAUAUUAAAAAAAAAAAAUCAGUUUUAGUGUUUGUUGGCGUGUGUGCGCGCGCGCGCGUCUGCGUGUGGGUGCGCGCUCGCGCGCGUGCAGGCAUGGCACAGAGGCUCGCGCCUCCAGUCCAGCGUCAUGCAACUUGGAUAAAAUGCCAAGUUUGCUUUCAGUCCUAGAGCUAACAGCACUCAGUGGGUUUUAUCUCUCUCUCUCUCUCUCUCUCCCUCUCACUCUCUCUCUCUCGUGUAAAAAGAGCCGUCGUCUGAUGAUUCCUGAACACAUCACUGGCUUGUAGUCUUGGUUUCUUUUUUUUUUUUUCUUUUUUUUUUCGCUUGGAAUUCCUCGACGACUGAUUAAGAAAAAUCCAGGAAGGUGUGUGUUUGUAUUGCUGGAAAAAGGACCUGAAGUGAAGCAUGGCUGCCACCCUAUCACCAGAGGAAGAGCAGGCCACUAAGCAGUUCCUGGAGGAGAUCAAUAAGUGGACAACUCAGCAUGGAGUCUCACCCCUGACCUGGGAUGUGGCCGUGAAGUUCCUCAUGGCAAGGAAGUUUGAUGUCCUUCGGGCCAUAGAACUCUUCCACAGCUACAGGGAGACACGACUGAGGGAGGGAAUCGUCAAGCUUCAGCCCCAGGAAGAGCCGCUGCGCUCUGAGCUCCUCAGUGGCAAGUUCACUAUCUUGGGAGUAAGAGACCCUUCAGGUGCCUCCAUUGCCCUGUACACAGCAAAACUGCACCACCCGAAUAAAACGGGCAACCACGUGGUGCUCCAGGCCCUGUUUUACCUGCUGGACAGAGCAGUCGAGAGUUUCGAGACGCAGAGGAACGGCCUCGUCUUCAUCUACGACAUGGCUGGAUCCAACUACACCAACUUUGAGCUGGACCUCAGUAAGAAGAUUCUCAAUCUGCUCAAGGGUGCAUUUCCUGCUCGGCUGAAAAAAGUGUUCAUCGUUGGCGCUCCUGUCUGGUUCCGAGUGCCUUAUAACCUGCUGAGCCUGCUGCUCAAGGAGAAGCUCAGAGAAAGGGUCCAAAUGGUGAAGAUGACCGAUUUGCGGCAGCACCUUCCCAGAACCUGCCUGCCCGAGCACCUGGGUGGCUGCUUGCCUCUCGACGUCUACGGCUGGAACCAGCGGCUGCUGGCUGAGCAGAACGGCCACGUAGAUCCAGUUGAUGAGCUACUGGGCGUCCCACUGGCGACCUCAGCAGUACACACACCAGGCCCCGAAGCCAUGCGACUCCCCGAGUUCACAGCUCAUGUGACUCGGGCACAGCGUAGCGGACUUUAUCAUGAGUACGAAGAGAUCCGCAAAGAGCCACCGUCCGGAACCUUCCACUGUGCGCUGGCCGUUUACAACCAGGAGAAGAAUCGCUACGGUGAUGUUCUGUGUCUCGAUCAAACGCGUGUUCGUUUGAAAGCCAGAAGGAAUGAGAGAUCCGACUACAUCAAUGCCAGCUUCAUGGACGGCUACAAACAGAGGAACGCAUACAUCGGAACUCAAGGGCCGCUGGAGAAAACUUAUGACGAUUUUUGGAGAAUGGUGUGGGAGCAAAAUGUGCUAGUCAUCGUCAUGACAACGAGGACAGAUGAGGGCGGCAGGAGGAAGUGUGGACAGUACUGGCCUCUGCAGGAAGGAGGACAGGAAGUUUAUGGACACAUAGCUGUGGUCAACCAGAGAGUGGACAACCAUUCCCAUUACAAUCAAACCAUUCUAGAGCUGCAUAACACAGAGACUUGUGAGCAGAGGCAAGUGAGCCACUUUCAGUUCCUGAGCUGGCCCGACUACGGGGUUCCCUCCUCGGCGCUCUCUCUGCUCGACUUCCUGAGCACGGUGAAGAGACAGCAGAAGAGGGCAGUGAAGGCUCUGGGCUCACAGUGGAGAGGUCAUCAUCUGGGACCACCGAUGGUCGUCCACUGCAGCGCAGGCAUCGGCAGGACUGGUACAUUUUGCGCUUUGGACAUCUGUCUGUCCCAGCUGCAGGACGUCGGGACGCUGAACGUGUGCCAGACGGUGCGGCGCAUGAGAACGCAGCGCGCCUUCAGCAUCCAGACGCCCGAACAGUAUUAUUUCUGCCACACUGCCAUCCUUGAGCACGCCCAGCGUAACGCACAAGCCACCUCUAAUCAGUGAGAGACGGAGCCUGUCAUUGGCUCAGUUGGUAAUGGGAAUUUUUUAAAUGUUCGCCACGGACUAAACUCAACACCCUCACCCCCCAUCUUUCCCUCGUGUCCCUGAUGUUCACUCCAAGAACAGUAUUUUUUUUUUUUUUUUUUGGAGUUUUGUAAAACUGCUGAUGUUUUAAAAGUGCCACCGUCAUAGCAAUCAUAGCCAAUGCUGUUUUGCCAAGAGGCCUAAAUCUCUGCUGGAUCUAACUGAAGACUCAGUAAGUUUGGGUGUCUUGUAGCUAAUACGUACCGCUGUAUGAAUCAGAAGUGUACUACACUGUUUAUAUAGUUCAGCUGUCUAAAGAAAUGAUGUAAAAAAAAAAAAAAUGUAAAAAGCUCCCAUCGGGCUUUAAUUCACAUUUAAGCAAAAAAAAAAAGGUGAAGUUAUUAAUAAGUAAGUAGAACAGAAAAUCAGCUUGAACAGGAAAGUGUGUAAACUCUUCUGACUUUGAAUUCAGUUUAGCAGCUCAGUUAAGGGACCUGUGCUGAUGUAUUUUAUCAGAAAAUAUUACAACUGAAUUAGUUCUGAUGGUUUAAAAGCAGUCAAUAUUUUCCUCAUUACUACACAAACACACUGGACGCAGCAUCUUGGGUCCUCUGUCCUGUUAGUGUUUCACAGGCUGAAGUCUCAAGCUCCGUUUACUGUAUUAAACAAUACAAUAUGUAGCACAGUUCGCAAACGGACCGCUUAACAAAAUAACCCAUGGUUAAUCUACACAAUAUACAUUGGUUGGGUAUUGUUAUGGCGUUUAUAUUUAUAUUAUAAACUAGCUUCACUUUAAUUUCACAUUGUCUAUAGACAACAAUAGGCCUCAUUUUAUUAAUCUUUUAAUAAAGUUGUGUCCAAGUGUUUUUUUUUCCGUACGCCAAACCGAAAUAAAAUUCACAAAUGUUUCAGAAACCC